Nasonia vitripennis (jewel wasp) is the source of this 6145-nucleotide messenger RNA. RefSeq names its product nidogen (gene Ndg). Gene Ontology annotation, molecular function: calcium ion binding. The record is from RefSeq and is a predicted model, not a curated record. Lineage: Eukaryota; Metazoa; Arthropoda; Insecta; Hymenoptera; Pteromalidae. The transcript has 21 exons. The coding region runs from base 1085 to 5218 and encodes 1377 amino acids. Gene Ontology annotation, biological process: cell-matrix adhesion.
ACUGCUGUUUUCUUACCUCACUUCGCCUUUAAGUUUAAAUUGAUCGUAUAGGGCGCUGCAUAGACUCGGCAGGAAAUUCAAAAUGGUGCACUGUCGUUACUCCAAACAUGCGGCAGAGACUCGGUGUUCCUUUAACCCAAGCUCGAAAUAGAACGCGUCAACAGAGCUAACUCUGUGUCAACACAACAGGGCAUUUCAGACAUUACAAUUUUUAUUUUUACACUUCGAGUCUCAGUAGUAUUGCUCCGAAAACAAACCCAUGGCGGUUGAUUGCUCGAAAUUAAGGUUUACAUAACUGAUCGAAUUGAGCGUAGAAGUUAAGAUAAGACCUAGUUUAGGAAAAUAUGGGUUAGACUCUAAUUAUUGAGCCCGUACGCGCGCAUUAAUUUCAUUGUAAUUCAGUCAAUUAGUUGGGCAACCCGGCGGCUGCGGAGAUAUUCUAUAAAUAAGUGGAGCAAUUGAAUGUAUCGGAGUCGCGAGAAGUCGCAAUCAAUUUUAAACGAGUUCGCGCGCGCGUGCAAUACAAAAGGUUCGUAUUGGCGGCUCUGUGAGAAUGAGGCAUUUGUGAUUUGACGUAAAAGCGUAAACGCGCGAGUCCCCUGCACGUCUCGGCGGCUCGGCUGGCAGGCAUAAUAUACACUCGCGUGCGCGUGUGCGCGUAUAAUGCGGGUUCGGAGGCGCGAACGCAGCUUUCAAGCCGCAGGGGUGGGGCUAAACUGGUUAAAGCCCCGUUUCUCAAAUUUAUCGCGCGCGCGCUGCUUCACUGACGAGUGCCAGUCAGACUUCCAGAAGCGAACUGUGAGGCAUUCUCGUACCGCCGCUCGGGCAACGCGCCCCGUGGAAUAAGAGACGAUUGUGACAACGAGCGAGCAGCCACGCGUUGUCGAGGAAAGCGAACGCCGAAGAAGCGGAGAUAGAGAGAGAGAGAGAGAAAGAGAGAGAGAGAGAGAGAGAGAGAGAGAGAGAGAGAGAGAGAGCGAGAGAGAGAGAGAGAGAGAGAGAGACAGACAGAGACAGAGUGAGUCGUCUUGAAGAGACUCACGAGGAAGGCGGAUCGGCAGUCGCGCUUACGCAGUCCAGCAGGAUGGCACGUGGCGUGCCAAUUCGAGCGAGUUUCGGGGCCCUCGGGGCCCUCCUCGUCCUGGUCCUCGCGACGAUCCAGGCGGACGCUCUCAGCAGGAACGAGCUCUACCCCUACACCACACCGGGGGCAGCGAGCCUCCAAUCCCAGCCCGAUGGCAUGGUGCGAACGGCCGAAUUGAUGCUGCAGACGCCGAUCAAGCUCUACGACAAGGAGUACAAGUCGAUCUUUGUCAACGGAAAUGGAGUGCUGUCCUUCAUCAGACCGAUGAACAGGUUUUUCAACAUACCGUUUCCCCUCGACGAUCCUGUCGUAGCUCCCCUGUACACGCACGUAGACAUCCGAAGUUCGGGCACGAUAUUUCUCGCGGAAACCAACUCGUCCGACGUACUCGCCCGAGCCGGUGGCCUCGUGCGAAGCAGCUUCAAAAACGCCGUUAACUUCGUGCCGACCCACGUUUACUUGGCAACCUGGCUCGACGUCGGAUACUUCAACGAGAAGAAGGACAAGGUAAACACUUACCAAGUCGCGAUCUCGUCGAAUGAGACGCACUCCUACGUUGAGCUGCUAUACCCGGAGGGCGGAAUUCAGUGGAUUCAGGGCGAGUCUCAUCCCAACGGACUGCCCGACGCCAAGGCACAAGUCGGCAUCAUGGGCGAGGACAAGAUGUACGUGCUGCCCGGCUCCGGAACCGACCAGAUUCAAAAUAUCGACAAAUGGUCCAACGUCCACCGUCCCGGUCAGUGGGUCUUCCAAAUCGGGCCCGUCGCCGAGGGCCAGGACAUCGGGCACCCCGACAACGUAGACGAUAAGCGGGGAAAGGAUCAGGUGCAAAGUUGCAGGAGCGGCGGCGCCACCCAUUGUCACAGCAAGGCGACGUGUAUCGAUUACGAAAUGGGCUUCUGCUGCGCAUGCAAGCAGGGCUACUUCGGAAAUGGAAAAUCCUGUCAACCAAACGAUGUACCGCUGCGCGUCAUCGGCAAAGUGUCCGGCAAGAUAAACGAUCACGAGUUCACGGACAGGGAUUUGCAGUGCUACGUGCAAACGAAGGACGGCAGGACGUACACGGCGCUGGCGCGCAUACCAGUAAACAUCGGGGACCGCUUCCAGCUGCUAAAUCCCAUGAGCGGUGUCAUUGGCUGGCUCUUCGCUAAGACCAGCGGGGAGACGAAGAACGGAUAUCAACUGACUGGGGGAGUAUUCAAUCACACGAUCGAGCUGAUCUUCAAGUCGACGGGAGAUAAGGUGACGAUACGAAACAGCUACCUGGGCCUCGACGUGUUCGGUCAGCUAAAGAUGGAAUCGGAGAUCAAAGGCAACCUCCCGCCCGUGGAGGAGGGGGCGCGCAUCGACUUCGGCGACCACGAGGUGCUCUUGACGCGCGUACAGCCCGGCACGAUCCGCUCGAACACCGAGCGAAAAUACAAGCUCGCCGCCAAUCCCUCGAACGAGUACCUCUUCAGCGAGGAUCAAGUAAUCUAUUACAACGAAUGCAGCUACGCGCCGCCGAGUGACGCCGGCGACGACACCAGCCGACUCAAGUUCUCCAGGGGCAUCACGACUUACGAGAGUCGCGAGGGCAUCGUGCGCUUCGCCAUGAAUUCCAAAAUCGUGCCCCUCGAGGAGGAGGACCCCUGCAUACAGGGCCGAGCCACGUGCGGCUAUCACAGCUCCUGUGUAGCCGACGCCGACAGCUUCAGAUGUGUUUGCGAUCCUGGAUAUCAACAGCUCUACAAGGAAGACGGCUCUUCGAGCUGCGUGGACAUUAACGAGUGCAACAUGGGCAAUCACGUUUGCUCACCCGACGCCUACUGUGUUAAUACAGAGGGUAGUCAUACGUGCCAUUGCAGGCCAGGCUUCUCCGGCGACGGACGUACUUGUGAAAAGUUGGCGUCUUGCGAUGAUACUAGGUGCGGAGAUUACGAGCAAUGCAUUAUGACAAGUGGAACACCCGUUUGCACUUGCAUUCCAGGCUUUGAAAAUACACCAAAUGGGUGUUAUCCUAUCACACGAACUCCAUGCGAUCAAGCCCACGACUGUUCGCCUUUGGCAACUUGCGAUUAUAGCGAGGAUCGUCAGGCUCAUGUUUGUACUUGCGCAGCGGGAUACCUAGGAAAUGGAUAUGAAUGCUACCCGGAUACCGAUGCAGGAAUCGUAGAGGAAGAAACUCCUAUUCCAAAAUGCCAUGUCGAAAUGUGCUGGUGCCCAGUUGGAUGGGAAUUCCAAAAUAGCAUGUGUAUAAGAGACGAUGAGGGAUUACCGGAUCAUGGCUCUGGCGAAAUCAUGCACGAACUAAUGGCACGACCACUACCAGAAUGUUUGGAUGACCGCUGCAUUUGCCCUUGGGGAUACGAUUAUGAUCAACUGGAAAAUCUUUGUGUACCACGCCCAAGACUAAUCCACGAGACGAUGGGUCCUUCUGGAUCCAAUACGCCAUGUAACGUGCUAAACAGAUGUCACCCUUACGCGCAAUGCGUUCACGAUCAAAACAGCGAGCAGUACAUGUGCCAGUGCAAUCCGGGCUACGAAGGUGACGGUAUGGAAUGCUCGAAAUCCGAAAUCUCCUGCUUGGACGUCGAUAUUUGUGACCCCAAUGCAUCGUGUCGUCAGGAUGAUCCGAUCGCCAAAUGUGUCUGCAACACGGGCUACAAAGGAGACGGAACGACCUGCUCACCCUACGACGAGUGCCGGGAGCACAAGGAGUGCAGCGAGAACGAGUGGUGCUCGUACGUGCCGGCCCACUCGCGCUUCGAGUGCACCUGCCAGCCGGGCUACAGCAUGGUCGACGGCCAGUGCGUGCUCGCGGACUGCUCGACGAACCCGCAGCAGUGCCACGUUAACGCCCAGUGCGUCUCCUCGAGCGACGGCCUCGGCGGCUACCACUGCGCCUGCAUCGCCGGCUACCACGGCGAUGGCCUGCGCCAGUGCGUCGAGGAGCACGUCAGCUGCUCCGAAGUCAACAACUGCGGCAGAAACGCUGUUUGCGGAUACAACCAGACCUCCGCUAAUUACGCCUGCGUUUGCCUACCUGGCUUCUACGGCGACGGCUUCAACUGCGUGCAGCAGACCUCGUGCAGGCAGAAUCCGAGCCUUUGCUCGCGAGAUGCGUCCUGCCUUCCGCUGGGCGGCAACGAAUUCACGUGCGUCUGCAACGAAGGCUUCAUCGGGGAUGGGGCCGAUUGUCGACCACGACCGAAGCACGAAGCGAAUUUCCUGCUAGUCAAUCAGGGCAUGGCCACGCAUAGAAUACCAUUCUUCCCCACGCCAGAAAGCCCGGGCAAUCCAAUUUACGUCGCCUACCACCAAAUGGCCAUUGCUCUGGACAUAGAUUGUCCCCAAGGAAAAGCGUACGCUAGCGAUAUAACUGGCAAUAAAAUCAUGAGGAUGACGUACAACGGAUCCAAGUCGGAAUCUUUCAUUGGACAAGUAUCGAGUACCGAGGGCAUAGCCAUUGAUUGGGUGUCGCGAGCAGUUUUUUGGACCGAUUCAGGAAACGAGACCAUCGAAGUGGCACAUUUGGACACGAAAAAGAGGAAAAUCCUAUUCUCCGAAGGCCUCAUCAAUCCCAGAGGCAUUGCGGUGCAUCCGUACAGAGGAAAAAUCUUCUGGUCUGACUGGUACCGCCCAGCCCCGAAAUUGGAAUGUGCUAACGAAGAUGGAACUGGAAGACAAAUCUUUUUGACUGGAGAGCACGUGAAGCUACCCAACUCUUUAGCUAUCGAUUGGUAUACCGACGAACUUUGCUGGGCUGAUGCUGGAACGUUUACCAUAAAUUGUGCGAACAUUGAUAACAAGUCAGUCCGCGUAAUUGCCAAAAAUUUAUCUUAUCCAUUUGGUUUGGCCAUUUCUCAAAAUCAUUACUAUUGGACUGACUGGAAAACUGGAAAGAUCGAAGUCGCUGUCAAGAGCACGGGCGAAAGAGGGCCUUCAAUAUCGCUUCCAGCAGGUGGUAGCGGUAAGCCCUACGGGAUUGUCAUCGUUCCCGAAACGUGUCCACGAGCUUCAAAUAUUUGUCAAUAUGAGAAUGGAAGGUGUACUGAAGAACAGCUAUGUCUCCCGGAUGGUCAAGGUGGCCGAACAUGCUCCUGUGCGGAUAAUGCAGUAGGUCCGUGUACAGAUUCGAGAUAUUCAAAAUAGUUUACUAAUAUUUUUUUUUUACAAAAUAAGAAACAACAAUAACGAUUAUGGUAUUUUCAAACCAUAACAAAAUAAAUCUUCGUAUUAAUAAGAAAAUCGGACAAAUAAUCAUUCAGUACAAUAUAGAAAAAUGGAUAUCGUUUAAGCAUCAUGUGAACAUAGACAUUUACGAGAGCUAACAUCACUGUUAUCGAUAAAAUUAAGUGUAACUUAUAGUGAAUCAUAACAAUGUAGAAUAGUUUAAUAAUUAAUGUAAAAUUUAUACUCGUCUAUUUUCAUAAAUUUACGUAAAUCGCCUACUGUAAUAUAAUUUUUUUAUUUUUUUGCUAACUGUGCCAACUGCAUUUCGCAAGCGAUAUUUUUUUAACGAACUAUUGUGCUAAAUAAAACAAGAUAUUUAAGAAAAAAUGCGAAUUUUUUUAAUUCUUCAAUUUAUUCGAACAUAUUUCUAGUAUAAAUACAACAUCUACAUCAUCUGAGGUUAUCCAUGUUCCGCCGCAAUAAUAUAUCAUCGACAAUUUUAACAACCGCGAACUGUGAGAUUAAACGCUACUUUUUAUUUAUAAUACGUACAAUGUACAUGUCAACAAUGAAAACUGCGAAAAAUAAGUAACGCAAUUAGGAAGUGAUUAAUCAAUUGAUGCCUGACUAGAUAAUCAUUGAAAAAUCUCUUCUCAUGUUUUACAGAAUAUUUAAUAAGGCAGCUAAAAUCACAGCAUGCGUAUAAAGAUUGCUAUCAAUUAUAACAUAUUCUCCCUCUAUAGCCGCCUCACAUCCUACUUAUAGAUACAUGGAUAAUUCUUUGUUUGAUAUCAUAACGCUGUUAUAUUAUCACACGGUAAGUUAAACUUAGCAUUUAGCAAUAAUACAACUGCACUAGUCAUGAAUCAUAACGUCGUCGCGUAUAAAAUUAAACGUUUGAAUCCA